AGUCCAGCGAGGCCAAACACGCCUCCGAGCUUGUUGGCGCCAUCCAACCGCUCUCUCUCUCUUCUGCCACCCAUUUCCAAACAUUUCCACCCAAAAAAUCCCAAAAUUUCACAAUUCUCAGCCCAAAUUUCGAGUCUCCACCCGUAAUCUCACCACCAACCACCGUCGCCGUCACGGAAUCCGAAAAGCUUUCGUCUUUCUGACUAGAAAGGCCGUUCGUUCGUGAUCCCUUAACCUGUAACUUCCGCUGUGUCAAAUAAUUCAUAAAAAUGGCGAAUUUUCAAGAUAUUAUGAUGUCAGCAGCCAUCAACAUUCUGUCUGCAUUCGGAUUUCUGGUGGCGUUUGGUCUGCUGCGGCUGCAGCCGUUCAACGACAGAGUCUACUUUCCGAAAUGGUACCUCAAGGGGAUGAGGGGAAGCCCCACGAGCUCCGGCGCCACCGUCAGGAAAUUCGUCAAUCUGGACGCCAAAACCUACUUCAAGUUCCUCAAUUGGAUGCCUGCCGCGCUGCGGAUGCCCGAACCGGAGCUCAUUGAUCACGCCGGCCUUGAUUCCGCCGCUUACAUUCGGAUUUAUGUGCUCGGCUUGAAGAUAUUCGUCCCCAUAACCGCGCUUGCGCUUGGUGUUUUGGUGCCUGUCAAUUAUAUGAGCAAUACGCUGGAAAGGAGCCGUGAAGUAGUAUUCAGCGACAUUGAUAAACUCUCAAUAUCCAAUAUUCCUUCUGGAUCUCCCAAGUUUUUCGCACAUCUCGUGAUGUCUUAUGUAUUUACCUUUUGGACAUGCUUUGUUUUAUACCAUGAGUACAAGACAGUGGCUACUAAACGGCUUCAAUUUUUAGCAUCUGAAAAGCGUCGUCCUGAUCAGUUCACGGUUCUUGUGAGGAAUGUACCCCCAGAUCCUGAUGAAUCAGUCAGUGAGCAUAUCGAACAUUUCUUCUGUGUAAACCAUCCCGGUCACUAUCUUACGCAUCAAGUUGUAUACAAUGCAAAUAAACUUGCACAGGUGGUCGACAAGAAGAAGAGUACGAAAAAUUGGCUUGUGUACUACCAAAACAAGUUUGAGAGAAAUCCCAAGACAAAGCCUACUACAAAGACAGGUUUCUUGGGCCUAUGGGGAGAUAGAGUCGACGCGAUUGAUUACUACAAUGAUACGAUCAAGAAAUUGGUCGAAGAAGAAAAGCAAGAACGAGAAAAGGUUAUAAGUGAUCCUGAUGCCAUAAUGCCUGCAGCAUUUGUUUCAUUCAAAACGCGAUGGGGAGCAGCUGUGUGUGCUCAAACUCAGCAGUCACGUAAUCCUACCAUCUGGUUGACGGAGUGGGCUCCUGAGCCACGCGACAUCUAUUGGAAUAACCUUGCAAUUCCAUACGUUGAACUCAACGUGCGAAAAUUGCUCAUGGGUGUUGCCUUUUUCUUCCUUACUUUCUUCUUCAUGAUUCCAAUUGCGUUCGUCCAAUCUUUAGCUAACAUCGAGGGGAUUCAGAAGGCCCUUCCUUUCUUGAAGCCACUACUUCAGAUAAGUUCUGUCAAGUCUGUUGUCCAAGGGUUUCUUCCAGGAAUUGCAUUGAAGAUAUUUCUCGCUAUACUUCCCAUGAUUCUUAUGCUUAUGUCAAAGAUUGAGGGCUUAACAUCACUCUCACAUCUGGAUAGGAGAUCUGCAGCGAAGUAUCAUUUGUUCAUACUUAUCAAUGUGUUCCUAGGAAGCAUUGUUACUGGAACGGCACUUCAGCAGCUUGAGAAACUUAUGAACGAGCCCUCAACCGAGUUCACAAAAACUGUUGGGAGGUCCAUCCCAAUGAAAGGUACAUUCUUCAUCACUUAUGUCAUGGUUGAUGGUUGGAGUGGAAUCGCUGCAGAAAUCCUCAGAUUGGUGCCGUUAAUUUUGUUUCACCUCAAGAACACAUUUCUGGUUAAGACAGAACAAGAUCGGGAGCAGGCAACUGAUCCCGGUUCCUUGAAUUUCGCUACAAACGAACCUAGGACACAAUUAUAUUUUCUGCUGGGUCUUGUUUAUUCUGUUGUCACACCUAUACUACUUCCUUUCAUUCUCAUAUUCUUCGCUUUCGCCUACGUGGUUUAUCGUCAUCAGAUUAUUAAUGUCUAUGACCAGAAAUAUGAGAGUGGCGCGGCCUUCUGGCCACAGGUGCAUCUUCGUGUAAUUAUCGGUCUAAUCAUAGCACAAGUUCUACUAAUGGGGUUGUUUAGCACAUUAGGCGUUGCGAAAUCAACAUUCAUUCUCAUCCCGCAACCUAUUUUGACACUCUGGUUCCAUAGAGUCUGCAAGGGGCGAUUCGAAUCAGCAUUCCUAAAAUUCCCACUACAGGAGGCAAUGGUGAAGGAUACGGUCGAGCGUGCAACGGAACCAAACCUGAAUCUGUUGAACUAUCUGAAGGACGCUUACGUGCAUCCCGUUUUCAAGGGAGGGCAGAUGCAGAAUCACGAAGUAGACGUUGACGAGGAGGAGAGCAGUCCUCUUGUUGUUACAAAGAGAACGUCUCAAAUGGGAAGUAAACACGAGUCCGAUGCCGGUCCUGAAAUUCGCAGUUAGUUUUUCUUUCCGGCAGACACAUCUUUUAGGUUCAAAGCCCUUCUCUCUUGUAAAUGCACGAGGAUCAUGGACUUUAUAGUGUUCAUUCUGUGGAUAAUAGGGGGAGAUUGCAGACAUAUUAGAAAGUCAAUGUAGCAAUGGAGCCUAAUCUGUAUGUUUAAACAUGAUUAUUUUUUAUUUACCAGCAAUUCACCGUGUGAUAUGGAAGAAAUUCUUAAAUGUAACCGAGCGUAUACAUAAAAGUUUCAAU
Molecule: messenger RNA, 2793 nt
Organism: Malus domestica (apple)
Lineage: Eukaryota; Viridiplantae; Streptophyta; Magnoliopsida; Rosales; Rosaceae
Product: CSC1-like protein At4g02900
Cellular component (GO): plasma membrane
Molecular function (GO): calcium-activated cation channel activity
Source: RefSeq, a predicted model, not a curated record